Molecule: messenger RNA, 5464 nt
Organism: Diabrotica virgifera virgifera (western corn rootworm)
Lineage: Eukaryota; Metazoa; Arthropoda; Insecta; Coleoptera; Chrysomelidae
Gene: chico
Product: insulin receptor substrate 1-B
Exons: 12
Coding region: 378-4157 (1259 amino acids)
Biological process (GO): insulin receptor signaling pathway
Cellular component (GO): cytosol; plasma membrane
Molecular function (GO): insulin receptor binding; phosphatidylinositol 3-kinase binding
Source: RefSeq, a predicted model, not a curated record
ACACUGUGCAGACGUCUACAAAUCUACAACACAGACACAUGACCACAUGAGGGUUGUAUCGUUUUUAAUAGAAAAAUACUUGUUAUUUUAGACAUAUUCGCAUUGCAAAGUGUUGGUUUAGUGUCGUGCUACAAUAUUUCGAAGUUUUUAGUGAAGAACUGUUGCGUAAUUGGCGUUAGAACGUGUUUUGAAGAAAGUGCGCGUUAUACAGACCUAGAAAGCAUUGGAUUGUUUGGGGUGUCUGGCGUCGUAAUUUUCUAAAUAAACACCUUUCAUUGACCUAUAUUCCGCCAGUGUCCUAGUUUUUCACGAAAGAAAAGUGAAUUUUAGUGCUUUUAAGAUAUGUAAUUACUGUUUUUAUUUAUUAUGCUUCAAUAAUGUCCCUUAAGAGUAUUGGACCGCAGCGAGGUGGGGGCGAGGUUCUUCGCUCUGGACUCUUCAAAAAAUUGAAAACCUCGCGAAAGAAGUGGUUUGUUUUGCGUGCUGAAACAUCUGAAUGUUCAGCUCGUUUGGAAUAUUAUGAUUCCGAAAAGAAAUUUAACAGCGGCCAACCUCCUAAGAGAAGCAUACCCUUGAAAACAUGUUUUAACAUAAACAAGAGGCAGGACAUUAAACAUAAGCAUGUCAUUGCACUUUAUACAAAAGACGAUUGUUUUUGCGUGGUGUUAGAUACCGAGGAAGAAUUGGAGACAUGGUUGAAGGCGCUUUUAUCACUUCAACAUGGUGAAGACCCAACUGACGGAGAGGCACCCAGACCUACAUAUGAGCACGUAUGGCAAGUUGUCAUCUUAAAUCGAGGUCUGGGAACGGGAAGGACUGGUAAUUAUCGACUAUGCCUGACGUAUAAAACGUUGUGCUUAUACAAGAAGGAUAGAGACAGUUCUGUUACCUUGAAUCUUUCAAAUAUCAGAAGUUGUGGCACUUUGAAGAACUACUUUUUUCUGGAAAUUGGCAGAUCUAGUCAGCUGGGAGCCGGAGAACUAUGGAUGGAAUCAGAGGAUAAUACAAUUGCUCAAAAUAUACACACUACCGUUUACCAUGCCAUGACCCACCAAAGACAACAUGACAAACAAAAUGAAAAACAAAAUGAACCAAAACCUGAGGAAAUGCGUGUUAGGUCGUCCUCAGCUACAGAAUCCUCAAAACCAACGAAUAAUAGCUACAGAAAACAAGUUGUUUCCGGUGUUCCUAAGACCACUACUGCUCCUUCUGUUUUUUCAACUCAAAGUGGGGGCGUCGGUAGUCCGGGAACAACAAUCAGCCACCAACGCACUCAAUCAUUACCCCUCACCGAUCAUCCCCCGCCUGCUGCGGUCGCUCCUCUUUCGACUACUUCCACUACUACAACAAUCAGUAGUACCAUAACCGAUAACUCCUUUCAUCCUUCUUCACGUGUACCCAUCACAACUACCACCACUUUCAAUGUCAAUAAGGGCAGAUCCAAUCAGGCUACGAAAUGUCGGGAAAGAUGCGACAGUAUGCCAUCGAGACCGCGCACCACGAGCGAGGGUAACCAUCAACUCACGUCGUGGAGACCAUAUUUAGCUCCUUACCGCUCUCAUGGAAGGGAUAUCUCCCAUAGUCCUCCCUCGGGCAGUCCUAUAAGUCCCCCAAGCGUUGGUUGCUCCACGGACUCGGCUGGAUCUUCCUAUAGUUUGACUGAUGAGGCUGACAUGUAUGGCGAAUGUCCAGAUCUUGGAAGAUACAAUAGCAUUCCACUUACUCCUGAUGAAGCCAUAGUCGAGGAAGAUUGUUCAGAAGGUCAAUGCGGUAUGUACGACAGUUACGUUCCCAUGACACUUCAAAGUACUGACGACGGUUAUGUGGAUAUGGUACCACGUUACCGUCACGAGAUCCAUUCACCUACUGCCAGUGUCAGUAGCGUAGUAUCUGGUACACCAUCUACCGAUAUUCGCUUUUCUGAUUAUCCCCUCGAUAAAGUAGCAUCCUAUCUCACUUCCGAAGAAGACGGAACUCGAACUGCCAGGGCCUAUUCCUGCGGAUCCAAGCCGGAAACGCUAAAAGGGAAGAAGCACGCUGAAAUAUCAGCAGAUAGUGCCAGAGUAAGGGCUUUCAGUGUUGGUUCUAAGACUAAGAAAGGACCUAGCAGGAUUUUAUCACAUCAGCAUCACGCUAGUCUGAAGUCCAUUAGUGCGCCGAUUUUAAGCAACUCAAGGAGUCACAGCUCCCAUAGCUCCAAUGAUCCCAUGGACGAUUUAAUGGAAAUGGAUUUCUCUAAAGCUUCCAACAAUAAUCAUUCAGGUAUGGAUUCGGGCAACAGAACUAUCACUACAAAUAACGGUUAUGUAGAAAUGAAACCUGGCGUUGAAAUUGCCCCAUCUCAUAAUUCAGACGUUUCACCAUAUGUUGAUAUGUCGGGGGCAUCUUCUUACAUGGAUAUGAGUGGUAGUUCUCCUUCCUCAAGACAUGAAGACGAAUGCAGCUCAUUCGUGGAUAUUAACAGACAGUACCGACUGCCUGCAAAUAAUAAUUAUGUUGACAUGGAUGCUGGAAGGAAAAAUAGAACUAAACCAUCAACGUCACCAGCUUGGACUUCUGAUUAUUGCGAUAUGUCAGGAGGAAUGAAUCAUUCUCGUCGAUCUGAGCGGGGUUCCUCGUUUUCCUCACAACUAUCGACGUCCUCGUCGCCUAGAAAUAACGAUUAUCUCUCGAUGAAUUUCUCGCCCCAAGAUAAUCCUAAAACUCCCGAAGGGUACGUAGACAUGAGUUUAGGCAAGAGACACCAGCGCCAGGGAAGUUUGGACGGAAAUCAAGUAAACGGAGGAGGCAACGACGAUUAUUUAAACAUGUCCAUAGGACCCAAGAAGAAAGUUACAAAAAAUCAGAUGGUGAUGUCGUCGCCGAUAUCAAUACACCCAACUACGACGUCACAAGCCACCAAACAUUCAUCGAGUCCCAUCUCAAUAUCAUCGUUGCUAAGCAGAAAAUCUUCCACUGGUACUUCUCCAAAAAUGCAUCUCCCUAUCUCAUCUUGGACUUCUUCGUUACCACGUAACAGAGCUAGAAAAGAUUCGAAAGAUAGCUCCAGUUCAAGCGUUACCACUCCAAGUAGCUCGAGUAUCAUUUUUCCGAUGAGUCCUAGUUCCCCUCUUAAGGUAAUCAAGCCAGAAACGCCGCCUCUAAAUCCAAAACCAUCGGCAUCCGUUCUAAACUCAUUAUAUAAAACAGGUACAAGACAACCUUCAUCUGACGAUUAUGCUAUCAUGGGUUUUGACAGCGGUCGUAACGAAAGAGACAAAGAAAACUCUGACUACGUCAACUAUUCAGCAGCAGUGUCUAACAAAAUUGAUUCUAAUCCUAAGAAAGGAUCUUUAUUUUCAACAACAAGCGACUAUGCAUGUAUGCAAUCAUCAAGCGACUACGCAUUGAUGCAACCAUCAAGCGACUACGCAUUGAUGCAACCUUCCACCACAACAGCUGAGGUCACUGAUAGACGAGAGAGCCUUGAUACAUCACCACUGAUCGGUCAUCUUUCCUUGAUCGGUAUUAAGGAAAGCCAGUCAAUGUGCUUUCAACCCAUUAAAGAAGAUUCUGGAUCCUCACCGGUGAACAAAGGUGGAAGAAAAAUUGAUGACUCUUCAGACUACAUGGAGUUAUCGCUGUCAGCCUCUAGCAGCGAGUGCGUCUCACCUGCCGCAAAAAUCUCGCGUCCAAAUUCCGUGAAUAGUGAGUCAGCCGCCAAAUCGAAUUUUUUAUCCCGCGGCAAUUCUGAUAAGUCGCGUCCACCCUCUGUUUCUUCGGACACUUCGCGAAGUGCCACAUCUCGGCCAAGCUCCACAUCUAGUGAGCUUUGGUCGUCAUCUUCAACUCUAGUCAAUUCGCGUCCCGAAUCUGUAAACUCUGAUCGAAUCGAAGGGAACUGGACAAAUAAUCCUUCACAGAAGGACGCCAAACCAGAAGAAAAGACGGAAAAUAAACUGCAUUACGCUAGUUUGGAUCUGAUAACGCAAGACGAAGAAAGUAGAAGUCCUAGAAAUACCAAGGGAUCCCAAUCUUCGGAAGAAGCUUCUUCUAGUGUUCAGGGGGAACCCACCUUCGUUUACGCUGAAAUCGAUUUUGUUGCAAGCGAAGGAUUAAAGCAGAAUAGCAACAGCAACCAAAGCUUAGGGAAUAAUAAUACAAAAGUUAAGAAUUAGUUUUAUAAUUUUUUACUAUUUUUUUUACAAUAUUAGAGUAAAUAAACAUUUUAUAACAAUUUACAGGUAUAAAUAUUUAUACAGUAUUCACUUAUCGUUCUGCAUACUUCGAAAGAAGUAAAACAUUGUCAUGUGAUAUAUUUUUGUACAGCUCACACAAAAUCAGUUAAAUAUGCCUUAAGCUUUGUUGCGAUAAAUAACACUAUAAACACGGUUCAUAUACAGCUUUGUCGAAAAAGUUUUGCUGUAGCUACAUUUUGGCAGCUUAUGAGUUCGUAAACUUGUUUUAAUACCAUACUGUGUUCAAUAAAAUAGAGACUCAAAAGUUGAUUUUACUCUAACAAAACUCGGUAGUAAGAAAUGUUUGAUUUUGUAUGGCCAUUGGGUAGAAAGUAAAUCUGAUUAUUUUACUAUGCUGUUACUAUAACGAGGCACAGACUUAUUUAAUAACUAGUAUAACCACAGAUUUUGGUCAAUGAUUCAACUACAAAACUUAACAAAUUAUCUUUUACUUUUUAUCAUUGUCACUGUCAGAAUUACUGCCAAAUAAACUGCAAAUGUCAGAGUAGUAGAGGCCUAAGUUUAUGUAUUUGUAUCAUUCCAUAAUUUAUUUGAUCAUUUUUUAUUUUUUUCAAUAAUUAUGGUUUAUCCUAGUGUUGAAAAAAAAAACAACCCGACGGUUGAUUAGUAAAAUGUUUGUUAAACAAUAAGCCUGAGAAUGUAAGCAAAACAUGCAAUAGACCAUUCCAAGGUGACGAUACUUGACAGCGUCUAGAGGGCAAACAUCAUUUGUAAACAAAGUAUGUUUAGUGCAGAAAACCAUUGUUUCAUUUAAAAAUCUCAUUAAAAUGCCAGCAUUUUGUUCAGUUGUAAUGUGUUCCAGUAGAGGUGAAAGAGAUAAAGUGAAUUUUUUUAGAAUCUGCCGCAUUUAAAGAUCUAGGAGAUAUUUUAAAUACACUCUCAAAAGAACGACUAGAGUUACGAGUCAAAGCUCUAAAAUGGGGCUCUUUUUCCGAACGUUUCUUGAAGAAUACGACAUCUUAUAAUAUAUUCCAGACAUUUCAUAAAAGGUAAGGAUACAAAAUUGUACUAAAUAAACCUAAGAAAGAUUUUCUUUAAGAAUACUGAUUUUCUGAUUAUAUCGGGUUUCACAUCCCCUGUAAGGGUAUCAUAAUAUCCAAUAUAUGACAUUUUUGCAGUUAAAACCACAGAUUUUUAAUAAUAAAACGAGAAAAAAGUAAAAAGAACACUGAAACAUCGUAAACAACAAUGAAAAAGUCGACUUCAAAGCAAUCAUAGAUAAAAGU